AUGGCGCAAAAUUUAAUAGGCAACAGUAACAAAGCUAUUGAGACAAUAAAAAAUAAGUACAGAAAUGACAACCUUUUAAAUUACGCCAGCAGAGAUAACGAUCUCGUGGGAAGACAAAGGGGAGAAAGGGGAAGAGACACCCACGCAGAAACGGAAGCGGAAGCAGAGGCGGACACGGAAAGAGCACGAGGAAACGAGCAGGAAGAGAUAGCGGGAGCGGAAGAAAAGGACCAGACGAAUAAAGAAAAAGUCAGCAGUCACCACUCAUACGUAAGUAGCAAACAUGUUAACGGCGCUAAAAAGGGCUCUAUGCAUAAUGGAACAAAUUUUAUCGAUAAGUACAAAAAUUUAUUUACGAAAAGUGGUAAUUCGAAUGGGAUAAUUAGGCAAGAGUCAAACAACAAUGACACGUCCGAAAUCAAACGCAUCCUGUUCGACAGGAAUAGCUCCCAUGCAAUAAAUAGAGGUCGCCUUCUAGUAGAUAAUGCGAAAAGGAACAACUAUUAUAAUGUUAAAAAUGACCGUAGCAAGCUUCAUAAUAAGCCACUCAUUUACAGUUCCUCCAACAGGAACUACAGUGACGCUGUUAGUUCAAAGAGAAAGUUUUAUGCACUUAGAGAGAUAAACACAAAUAGGCAUGUGGACUUGGACAUGUACGAGCCACUGUACAGAUCUAACAAAAAGCACACGCACAGUAGGCAGGGCUCCGAAAAUAUUCACAAAAUUUCAGGAGUGGACGCGAAAGAAAAAGAUAACGACAAUGCAGUUUUGGACAGCUGUGAAGAUAUAAAAAAAGAAGACGGCACGAUGAAUAAUUACGACAUGUACAAGGAUAAUAUACAUGAUGGAGACUACAUGGACCAUUUGAAGGGAGCAAAAAUGAACAACAUGUUUCUCAGAAAUGAAGACAAUAAAAGAAACAAUGAAGACAAUAACGAAGCUAACUUCAACUUCCCCUACAGCAACAGAACAUACAAAGACAAUCUCGGUAACAAUCAAGACAUUACAUUUAAAAAUAAUAUUACGUGCACUUCAGCACCGAUGGAAAUUCCAAAGCAUAGCAAUUCUAACAAAGUGGACCUAAAUAUUUUAUAUAAUAAUGAUAUAGAAAAGUUGAAUAACAAUUUGUCUGCUUAUAACGAAUCAAAUAAGCUAAGUGAAUUGCAGGAAAAAUAUAAAAAUAAUUUUCUUUACGAAAGGGAUUUUCCAAAUCAUGCUCACGACAUGAAGGACAGAACAAGCAGCAAGACGAAGAAGGAUCAUGGGGAAAUGUACUCCAAUAAUGUCGUUCUGUAUGGCGACACUGGAUCGAAGAGUGACUUGAGAGGGAAUUUCCUGAACCACGCGGCGGGGAGCUCCUCACCCCCUAACGGCGCCCUGAACAAAGUAACGAAUCACACCAUGAGUAACAGACCCGCUAGGGAAGAGAAUUUCCCAGGCGAGAAGAAAAGCUCCGUCGAAAGGGAGUCCGAAAUUAUCAACAGGUAUAAUUACAACAGCGACACUAGACAUAAGGCAGCCACCAAUGAGAGCGGCAUGAGUAGUAGGAAGCAAAAAAUUUUAGAAAAUUUGAUGAACAUUAACAAAAAUAUCGAGGAAGAGAGGAGCAGAUCCAAUGCAAGAUUGAACAGCGGGAGGAUGCCUUAUGCAGAUAAUACCUUUUACAAUGGUAAAAAUGGUUUGCACAUGGAUUAUAAGAAUCCGCAUCACAGACGUUCGAACUCGACGAACGUGAAUCUAGGGCGACAUGAUGUGGACCGAGUUAGUAAUUAUCUAAAUUACGCUGAUGACACGCAAGCCAAAGUGACCUACUACCACGACAGGGAGUCGGGUACUAUUUCAGGUUACGAAAAAUAUAUGCAGUUAAAACACGCCAAAGGGAGUAAUGGCCUUUUGUCGAGGAAUGUCCCAGUCGACGCAGGGGGAAAUGACCCCAGCGCCAAGCCCACCUAUGAUGCAGUACAGUUAAGUCCACAUGGCGUGGUCCACAUGAAUGGUAAUAACGCCGAUACGCAAGGAAGUGUAAUAGAUGGAAAUCACAUUCACGGCGAAGCGUUGCGUAGCGCCAGUAAUGCCCCUAACCAGAAGGGCAGUCAUGAGUUGGGUGGCCUGAGAAACCUCGACCUGAAUGAAUUGAGGAAAAAACACAUGAACAUUAUCAGUCACAACAAUGAUAAAGGGGGGGCGAAUUAUUUGAACAAGAAAGAAACGUAUGAAGAGGGGAGGAACGAAAACUACAACGUGUGUGUGACAAAUGAAAAGAAUAAAAUGCAGCCGCUAAUCAGUAACUACGAGGAUUUGUUUUCAUUUGAUAAGAAUAUAAAAAAAAAAAACGACAUUAAAAAUAUCGUGUGUGUGUGUCAGGCAAGUAAGCAAAUGGCUCGACUGCAGCUACACAUGGAAGAGGGGAGACAAAUGCUCGAAACGGAAAAAAAUCUUUUUAAAAAAAAAAAAGACAAUUUUGAAAAAAAAGUAGAAAUGUUAGCGGAGAAGGAAAAGGAAAUAGAUAAGAUACAUUCCCAAAUGAAGGAAAAGGAAUUAAGUAUUGAUAAAAAAAAAAAUGAAAUUGAGGAGAAGGAAAAAUAUAUCAACUCGAUAAAGAACAAAUAUGACAAUGCACAGAGAGAGUUGUUAGAAAAAAUGAACGAAUGCAUCACCAUCGAAAAUAAGUGUAAGAGCAAACUGUAUGAAUAUGAUGAGAAGUUUGGUCUGUUCAACAAAAAAAUUAAAGAAAUGGAAGAGAGGGAAAAGGAAAUUGAAAAUGAAAGGAAAAAUAUAGAGAGAAAGGAAAAAAUGUUAUGUAAUGAUAAAAAAGAAUUGGAAGAGGAAAAAAUGCUCAACAUGAAGGAGAAAAACGAGCUGGAGAUGCUGAAGAAGGAAUUGGACUCGCUCGAAAAAGAAAAGAAAAAAAUAAUCGAAUGUGAAUACAGUAAUUUGCAAAAUAAGGAAGAGGAGCUGAGGAGAAAUGAACGAAGUAAUCUCAUCAAGGAAAAUGAAUUGAAAAGUAGAAUCGACAAGUAUAACGACUUAAUUGAUGAAGUUAACAAAAGCAAAAAGGAAUUAGAAAAUGAGAGAAUUAAAAUGAUGGACCAGUUGGAAAAUGAAAAAAAACACCUGGACAUGGAAAAGGAAAAUGAAAGAACUUACAUGAUGGAGGAACUGAACAAGGAAAGAAUGCUGAUGGUAGCAGAUGUGGACAAAAUGAAAAUGAUCAUGAUGGAAGACAUGGAAAGAACGAAGAAUACUAUGUUGGAUAAUGUGGAAAAGGAAAACAAAAGGAUGAGGGAGGAAGUCGAAAAUGAAAGGAGAGCUAUGGUAAAAAGCAUGGAAGAGGAUAAGGACAAGUUUAAGGUUUAUAUAGAACAGAAGUGUAAGGAAAAUUUAGAACAUGAAAAAUUAGCACUGGAAAAAAAAUACAAAGAACAAGCCAACAAACUGCAAAACGAAAUUGCAAAUGAGAGAAAAAAAAUCCUCAAAGAUAGAGAUUCCUUCGAGCAACAGAAAAAGAUAUAUGAAGAGGAAUUCCGUUCAAAGUGUGAGAAGUACGAAGAGGGUAUACAGAAAAAGUACGAACUGCUGGAUGAAGAGAAAAGCAAAAUGAAGUACCUCAUAAUGAAAGAGCAGGAAGAGUUAGAGAAUUUCAAAAAAAGGGUCUACGUUGACAUCGAGGAAGAAAAAGAAAAGCUGUACGUACAACAAGAAAAGUUAAAUCUGGAAAAGGAAAAUUUACAAGUGGAAAAGGAGCAAAUCGAAAUUGAGCUGAAAAAUUAUAAAAACUUCAAGGAAAAAGAAGAAAACGACAUAAAAAUUAGAAUAAUAAAUUUAUCACAACAACAGGAAGAUCUGAACAAGGAAAAGGAAAACAUGGAAAAGGAGAAGGAAGAAAUGGAAAAGAGAAGAUUUGACCUGGACGAAAGGGAACAAAGUUUACAUAAUGACAAACUACAGGUGGAGGAGUCUCGAAAAAUAUUCGAUGAGCAAUUAGAAAAAAUUAAAAAGAACAAAGAAGAACUGCUAAAUUAUGACAAGGACUUAAAAACGAAAGAAAUCAACCUUAUUGAAAAAGAAAAGGAACAGAAAAAAAACGAAGACGAACUCCAUAAGAAGAAGGAAAAGCUAAACGAAUUUGAUAGCGACUUGAAGGAGUAUAGUGGUAAGCUACAAGGAAGAGAAAAAAAAUUAAAGGAAAAGAAAAACGAAUUACAAAUGGUUAAAGACCAGUUAGUGAAUUAUAAAAAUAGUUUGAAACAAAAGGAGGUACAAUUUCAAAUGAUUGAGAAGAGAGAAAAGGAGCUUAUUGACGAGCAGACAGUCAUUCAGAUUGAUAGAAACAGUCUGGAAGCGGAGAAAAAGCAGUUCUUGCUCAUGAAGGAGAAGCACGAUAAGGACACAGAAUUUAUACAAGAGCAGUUAAAACUCUUACAUGAACAAUUGAAAAAUAAAGAAAAGUCACUCAAGGAAAAGGAAAACGAGAUUAACCUGUUGAAUAAGUUACAGAAUUGUCGAAGUAAAAAUGCAAAGGGGGCAAUAAUAUCUCUGAAGAAUUUAGAAAACAGGAAACUCAGCUCCAAUUUGUCCAGGGCAAGUAACUCCAAGAACAAAGUCAAGGUAAAAAUUAUUGGCAAAAAUAGACUAGACCUAAUCCGAAGGAAAAACAGAAAAAAAAGCAUCAACUUUAAUUACAACAAUCUCGAAAUUAAUAAUAGCAUUCAAUAUAUUGACAGCAUGAUAAACGAGAACUUCAAAAAUAAGCCUUUUCUCAAGUAUAAAAAUGGAAAUAAUAGUUUGGGCUUGUCGGAGCCUUUUCACCCCAUCGAUCGAGUAAGCAACAGUGAUAUGAGGAUCAAUACAGCAGGGAAGGAGGGGAAGACAGGGGGGUCAAAUAGGAUGGACACCUAUGACAGUAGUGCAACGCAGGUAGACAAUUCGUACAAUCAUAUGAAUGAGAAGGGGGGUGUUAACAUGUCUACCUAUGGUGGGAAAAAUACGGCCGAUUAUUCUCUACCCUCCGACGGGGUACACUACCUGGAGAACAACUCCAGUAAGAGCAAGCAUACAGGUAGCGCCACCAUGAUUGGCAACGCCGGUACUAAAUCGAGAAGCAACUUUGAAAAGGACCCCUUCCAUCAAGUGAGUAAUUUCGCAAUGAAUGACAACCACCCAGUAGUGAACAGCAGUGAGAUGGUUGGCCAUGUGGCUGAAGAUUUGACAAAUGAAUACGUAGAAAAUUACAAAGAGAAUGGGGAUGUGGAUAAGGACUAUUUUGGUGGCCCAAGCAAUAGACAUUAUAAAAUGGACUCGGGGGAGAUGGAGGGGAGAAACGGCAACAGCGUGGCGGUGAAAGGUAAUUACAAUUACGGCUAUGCAGGGGAAGGGGGUGAGAUUGUGGAGGAUGGCAGAUACGAGAGACAGCAUGGCGCCUACGCGAGUGGGAAUAAAUCCGCCUCCCCACCCAAUGAAGGCGUCUUCAUCGACGGCCACGCUCAACGCGACAAGCGUGACAAUCACAACAGCUACAACAUUAACAACCUGAGCACGAACAUCAAGAUGGGAAACAGCAACCUGACGUACGCUUCAAACACGAAGAAUACCUCGAGGAUGAAUUUCAAGGAGCACCGACUCCAAGAGCAUGGUGAAAACAUGCUGGCGUCACUCAACGUCAAUAAUUUAAUAGAAUCCGAUUUGAUAGAUGUAAAAAGCAACUACGGUAAUUUUUCAUCUAAGCAGAAUAGUAAGUACGAUGGAGAUUUUCUCCUGACCAAUUAUGAGCAAAGAGACAUGAACGUGAUGAUGGGGCAGCAGCAUCAAAUGCAUCAUCAUCAUCAGGAGGAGCAGCAGGAGGAGGAACAGAUGCACCAGGGGGGAAAGGGCUAUGGAGAUUAUUCGGAGAUCAAACAACCCAAGCAGAACGUCCAGCGAAUUGAUACGAUUAAUAAAAAUAUUAGCACCAUUAACGAUGACGUCGAGCACAUAAACAGCAACAUAAAUAACAUAAAUGACAAUCUGCAUAAAAUUAACAGCCAUGUGCAUGGGGGCGAGGAUAUAUCGAGGGGGUUCCCUCCCAAAGGAGACGCAGGGAUGGGCGCGCAAAAAGGAAAAGGCAAUGACCAGAUGAACAAAAACAGAAGCAGAAAUGGGGAUGCGAAUGGGAGUGGGAAAAAUUUAGUCCCCCUCAACCAGAUAGACAAACUCGUGAACAGAAAUAUGCAGUCUAUAAACCACAUGUCCAAUUUAAUGCAGAGUGGGAAGACGAUGAAGGCGCCACUGAACAAGCAGAAAGAUAAUUGUAGAAUCAUCAAUCAGGAAAAAAAUAAAGACAACAAAGGUAACAUGGAUCACACGGACAUACGAGACAAUCGGGAGAACUUCUUCAACUACAACAAUGAAGAAAAUGACACGAUAAAAAAGGAGAGCAGUUUUAACGAAUUUCUAGAAGACAUAAAUUCUGACCACUACUACGGCAAUGCUGGCAAGGGGGUCGCUGAAAAGGAAAACGAAGAUUUUUAUCAUAACAUGGAAAGGUCAUUAAACAGUAGAAAUAUGAAUGAUUCGUAUGAUUAUAAACAUGUGGGGAAGCCAAGCGGGGGUGGUGCGUACGAGGAGGACUACAACCACGAGUAUGGAGGUGGCGCACACAACCGUACCGGUUACGGUACUAGCAAUCGCUCCUUGCAGACGGCCCCCCAAAAGAAAACCAACAUUAAGAUGGUGCAAGACAACGGGUAUAACAGUGAUAGUAACGUGCUGAGGGGUAAUAACUUUGCCUCAAAUGAAGAAAAUUGUAGAAGGUUGAAUUCAAAUUCCAUCGCCCAAGGGAAGGAAAGCAACCUCAAGACGAGAAACAACAGUAGUAAUAUCUAUUAUGAUAACGACCAGAAUGCACCCCCAAGGUACAGGAAUGACAUGACGCGGAAAAUGAGAAACAAGAAACAGGAAUUCUACGAAGAUAAUUUUGUUUUAAAAACAAAUGAGCAGAAGCACCCGUGUUAUGAUAAAAGUGGUAAACAUCUCGAUCAGGCGGGGAACCCUACUGGUCGGGAAGGCGGCAUGGGUAAGCACGCCAGCAAGGGUGACGGCAGGGGGGGCAGCAAGGCCUGUUUAGUGAACCCAAGCCCAAAUAGGAACGUGCACAAAAGCGCGAGCAAUAAUGCGAACAAGAACGCCAACCCGGUGGGCAUAAAGGGAUUCAUGAAGGGCAUGCAGAAUGGACGCGAGCUUGGCACCGCGGGUAGUGGCGGAAAUAGCAUAAUCGAGCAGCUCGACAAAACUCUGCUGAACAAGUCCAUCUUGAUGAGCAAGAAUAAAAAGAAGUGA
Messenger RNA from Plasmodium fragile, 7314 nucleotides. RefSeq lists its product as uncharacterized. NCBI's taxonomy places the organism in Eukaryota, Apicomplexa, Aconoidasida, Haemosporida, Plasmodiidae. The transcript is spliced from 3 exons. The coding region runs from base 1 to 7314 and encodes 2437 amino acids. The record is from RefSeq and is a predicted model, not a curated record.